Engraulis encrasicolus (European anchovy) is the source of this 1449-nucleotide messenger RNA. RefSeq lists its product as uncharacterized. Bases 52 to 1197 code for a protein of 381 amino acids. NCBI's taxonomy places the organism in Eukaryota, Metazoa, Chordata, Actinopteri, Clupeiformes, Engraulidae. The transcript is spliced from 2 exons. The record is from RefSeq and is a predicted model, not a curated record.
CUUCGUUGUCUGGGAAAUUUCAGAAUCGGUGACAGCUUCAAGGUUCAAGAAAUGGAGAGGUUUAUUGAGUUUUAUUUUAAUCUUGGGCUGAAGUACGAAGACAUUCGGGUGGCAUUGGCAAGGAGACACAACUAUAUCAUCAGUCUCCGACAUUUAAAGAGAAUUCUCGCUGAAAUGGGACUCAAUCGAAGAAAGGAGUAUUCCAGCGUUGGGGAGCUGGUGGAGUUCAUCCGAAAUCAGCUGCAAUACUCCGGGCAGUUGCACGGCUAUCGGUGGAUGUACGCCAAAUGCAGGGAACAUGGCCUACGUGUCAAGAGAAAUGAUGUGUGGCUGGUGAUGAGGGAGCUGAACCCCACGGGUGUUCAGUUAAGGAAAGCAGGGCGUCUCGCACGAAGGAGCUACUUCUCUAAAGGCCCGAACUUUAUCUGGCACGUAGACUCCUACGAUAAAUUAAAGCCGUAUGGUAUUUGUGUGAAUGGCUGCAUUGAUGGGUUUUCCCGAAAAAUGAUCUGGCUUAAUGCCUACACUACAAGUAGUGACCCAAAGGUAAUUGGGGGUUACUACUUAGAAGCUGUGCAGCGGUUAAGGGGCUGUCCGAGAAUUGUGAGGGGUGAUCUUGGGACUGAAAAUGGACAUGUGAGAGCAUUCCAGCGUGCCCUCGUCCCUGUCGGUCAGGACGACACCCUGGAUAGCUACCUAGAGGGAGCGAGCACCGCCAACCAGCGCAUCGAGUACUGGUGGGGGUUCCUGCGUCGCCAGUGCGUUGAGUUUUGGCUGACACUCCUGGCGGACCUCAGAGACCACGGGUUCUUUGAUGGUGAUUUUCUGGACAAAAGCCUUAUCCAGUUUUGCUGCAUGGGACAGAUCCAGGAUGAACUGGAUGACACUGCAUGGACCUGGAAUGCCCAUGUCAUCCGGCCCUCUAGAAACCCCAACGUCCCCAGUGGUCAGCCCAAUAUAAUGUAUGGAGUGCCAGAGCUUUACCAGGCCACAGACCAUCUCUGUCCUGUUGAGGAGGGGGAUAUCGAAGCUUGUGCUACCGAGUGCACCUUUCGGCAGCCCAUCCCGUGUGACCCAGAUGUAUAUCAGCUCUGCAAUAUGAUCAUGGCUGAAUCCCACCUGAAUGUGCCUGAUGACCCUUAUCAGGCUAUAAACUUAUAUAUGCAUCUGAGAGAAGCUAUUACUGCAGCUCUGUAGAUCACCUGCAUGACACACAAACUAGGUCAGUCUACAGGUCUGAGGACCCCCUUUUGCCAUGAGAACUGCCUUACCUGCCUGCAACAAUACUCAUAUAGUCUGUGGCAUUCCAAAUAAGUUAAAUUGUGCUAAGAAAAGUAAAUGCUAGGAAAAUAUCCUUAUACAUGUCCAGCCUGAAACGUUGAUGUAAGGCAGGGUCGAUCCAUGUUCUCGUGUUUUUAAUGUCAAAUCCUGACCAUUCCACCUGAGUAU